Messenger RNA from Pipistrellus kuhlii (Kuhl's pipistrelle), 6214 nucleotides. It is a transcript of the gene NEU3, whose product is annotated as neuraminidase 3. Lineage: Eukaryota; Metazoa; Chordata; Mammalia; Chiroptera; Vespertilionidae. The record is from RefSeq and is a predicted model, not a curated record. Bases 262 to 1545 code for a protein of 427 amino acids. Gene Ontology annotation, cellular component: membrane; lysosome; cytoplasm. Gene Ontology annotation, molecular function: exo-alpha-sialidase activity. Gene Ontology annotation, biological process: ganglioside catabolic process; oligosaccharide catabolic process. The transcript has 4 exons.
GCCAAUAAAGGGGGAGGGAAAGCUGGGGAGGGGGCGGGGGAGGAAAAGGAAGGGAGGGGGCGGAGCCAGAGCUGCGCCGCCUUUGGGAGACGUGGCAGGCCGAAAGCCUGGGCUGAGCUCGGUCCCGGGCCGCGCUGUCUCCUGCCUGCGUCUCCCCAGCCGCGGCCGUCUCCCAGGCUCCGGUGCCCGAGCCCCGAGGGCCUGCCGCCGCGCCCCCGCAGCCCGGAGAGAAACGGGGGGCCGAGGGCCUACGCAGAGAUCAUGGAAGAAGUGACGUCGUGCUCCUUCAACAACCCCCUCUUCCAGCAGGAAGAGAAGGGGGGGGUCACCUACCGCAUCCCAGCCCUGCUCUACAUCCCCCCCAAGUACACCUUCCUGGCCUUCGCAGAGAAGCGCUCCACAAGCAGGGACGAGGAUGCGCUCCACCUGGUGCUGAGACGAGGGCUAAGGACGGGGCACACAGUACAGUGGGGACCACUAACACCACUGAUGGAAGCCACGAUACCUGGGCAUCGGACCAUGAACCCCUGUCCUGUGUGGGAGCGAAACACUGGCUGUGUGUACCUGUUCUUCAUUUGUGUGCAGGGCCAUGUCAGUGAGCGUCAGCAGAUUCUGUCAGGCAGGAAUGCUGCUCGCCUCUGCUGCAUCAGCAGUCGGGAUUCUGGCUGUUCAUGGAGCAACGUGAGGGACCUGACUGAGGAGGUCAUUGGCCCAGAAGCUAAGCGCUGGGCCACAUUUGCUGUGGGCCCGGGUCAUGGCAUCCAGCUGAAGUCCGGGAGGCUCAUCAUCCCUGCAUACACCUACUACAUCCCUUACUGGUUCUUUUGCUUCCGGCUACCAUGUAAAGCCAGGCCUCAUUCCCUGAUGAUCUACAGUGAUGACCUAGGCACCACGUGGCACCAUGGCAGGCUCAUUAAGCCCAUGGUGACAGUGGAGUGCGAAGUGGCAGAGGUGACUGGGAGGGCCGGCCACCCUGUGCUGUACUGCAGCGCCCGAACCCCAAACAAAUGCCGGGCAGAGGCCCUGAGCACUGAUCAUGGUGAAUGUUUUCAGAGACCAGCCCUGAGCCAGCAGCUCUGUGAGCCCCCUCAUGGCUGCCAGGGCAGUGUGGUGAGUUUCCAGCCCCUGGAGAUUCCAAAUGAAUACCAGGACCCUAAUGGCAAAGAUGAUCCUGCCCUUCAGCAGAACCCUCUGCUGGGCAGUUCGAGGCCAGAGCAGGAGGAAGCUGGGACACUGACAGAAUCAUGGCUCUUGUACUCACACCCAACCAGUAAGAAACGGAGGGUUAACCUAGGCAUCUACGUCAACCGGACCCCCUUGGAUGCUGCCUGCUGGUCCUCCCCCUGGAUCUUGCACUGCGGGCCCUGUGGCUACUCUGAUUUGGCUGCUCUGGAGGAGGGCUUGUUUGGGUGUCUGUUUGAGUGUGGGAUCAGGCGGGAGUGUGAGCAGAUUGCCUUCCGCUUGUUUACAGACCAGGAGAUCCUGAGCCAUGUGCAAGGUGAGUGCACCUGCCCUGGCAGGAACUCGGACCCCAUUCAGAACUAAUUGGCUGAGGAUCUGGCUUUCCACAGAAGGAAGCCAUUAGACGGCGACCGUGGCCAGGAUAACAGAGGUUACGGAAGCCUACAGGGAAUCGCAAAAUAUAAUAUUUUGCUCCCUACCUUUUUUUCUCCCCUUCAAGAUAAUGAACUAUAGCCGAAAUAGCACUGAUCUGUGUGAAUUGGGAGACUGUGAUAUGAUCUUGGAUCUGCCAUGGCUGGCUCUAGGAACUUGAACUCUCUGGGCCUCAGUCUCCAUCUGUAAAGUGAGAGGAUUGGUUGUGAUCUCCCUCCUUCCUAUCCCUCAGGAAGGCAGAGGGCCUGAUGGCCACAUGAUCAUCAAGUCCUGGCUGCAUAGGACUCUGGUAUCAAAAUGGAAACCAUAGGACUCAUCUUUUCAAAUGACUCACUGCUUAUCCAAGUGUGAGGUUCUAAGCAAGUGUCAUGUCAUAAAGGAUCUGGAUGAUCAGUAAUAGACGAACUCUGUCGGCUUCCAAGAAGACUUGGGCAAAACAGAAUCAUGAGGUCACCUACCUUCUUAGCUUCGCAACUCUGCUCAACCUGUGCUUACGUAUCCAAACAGCAGUACUUCCUAAGGAGAAAAUGAAAGGCUCAGUACCAUGUUUCUGAUGACAUUUCUAUGAAAGACAAACUAAAGUUCAUUUAUUAGGAUGGUUCCUGAUGAGAAAAAGACAUGACUUAGGACUUUAAAACAUUGGACAAAACUUCCCACCGUCUCUGCCCUCGAGGAGUUCACAGUUUAUGAGGCUGGAAGAAGGAGAAAAUUUGUUUUAAAUGCAGUUGGUGGGAUAGUCAGUAGAUGUUGGGCUCUGAGUUGCAGAUCUGUAGAUCAUUAUCUUGGUGCCUGGAGUCAUCUGCCCCAGGGCUUGUCCAGGCUGCUAGGUUCCCCCUAAGUUUGUUUUUCUUAGAAUAUUGUCCCGGCUCAGCCACUCUGUUUGCCAGCGGAGAAACUCUUCGCCCUCAGGAAGGUCUCGGACCCUCCAAACCACUGAAUCUGGCCUGUUUGGAUCUACUGACGUCUCUGUUUGUGAAGUGAGAUGACCUUGUCUAAUAGUUUUGGGCUCAACUUUACUAAUCCUGGGUCUCCCAGAUGAUACCAGGUUAGUUGCUCUUAUUUUAGGUUGUUUCCCUCGUAGCCUGUUAGCAAGAGCUGUUUGUUUUUUGUCCCUCUUAAAUCGGUAUAUCAGCUAAAUACAGGGUGGGACAAAAGUAGAUUUAUAGUUGUUCAUAUGGAAAAUAAUACAAUAAUUAAUAAAUAAUAGUACAAAAAUAACUGUGUUUCAUGUACUCAGAACUUUGUCCUACCCUGUAUAUGUGGUGCUAGGUAAUGGCCCAGAGUGAAAGUCUUAGUGGUAGAGCAUAGUCUAGGAUGCAUCCAUCAUACGGUGGAGAAGUCCUAUAGGAGGAAAGAAGGGAUUACCUUCACCUCCUUUGUAUUUAGCUUAAACCAUUGUCUUAGGGUGGCCAGUGUACAUUUGCCAUUACCUUCUCAGUAGUCCGCUGUGAUCAUUCACUCAUUUAUACAUUUAUGUAGCUACUUUGUGAGUGCCUGUGCAUAAUGUAAGGUGCUUUCUGUUGCCAUUCCCUGGUUGAAAAUAAUUUGUGGCUCCUCAUUGCCUAUUAAAGGCUACAAUUAGCCUGGCAUGUAGGGUGAAAUAAUGAUUACUUAUCUCUGCUUCUUUACGUGAAGGCCACUGUCAAGCCCAUUGUCAAGUUGGCACGUGGAGACAGGUGGGGUGAGGUGGGCAGAGUGGUGUAGGGGGAGGAUUGAAAGGGCAACCCCCUCCUGAGAUCUUGUUCGUCAAAGCUUUCCUGAGCACUUUACUCUGAAUGGGUAGAAAUAGGCAGGAUGGCGAAGCUCUACAUCGGGGCUCAAUGGAGAGAGAAUGAGAAUAUCAGGACUUCUUGGGACUAUCCAAGAAGGGAGGGACUUCAGUCACAUGCCAGUGGGGACCGCAGAUGUCCGGUAUGGGUAUUCCUAAAGACUUAGCCACCUUUAAAUUGCCCCACCCUUUCUCCUUCGCCUUUGCCUCAUGUUUGCUUCUCCUUAGAGAGAAAUUCCCUUAAUGGGCAAAGGGCCUAUAUGCACAUUUUGGGACUAGCAAGAAAGGAGGUUUAGGGCAGGCAUAACCUGGAAUGAGGAUUAGAGAGGAACAGGUGGGUGAUGGCAGCUGUGAAGAAAAAGAAUAGCAGGUAGAAGUCCUGGCACCUUUGGAGAUAGAAAGGACAGACUGACAUGAGGCCAAGCUGGAGGGCUGUGUAGGUGGUAGGGCUGUGAAGAAAUGAUAACUGGCUGGAGCUGUUCCGAGAAAUGUGGGAACGGAUAGAGGCCUGCACAGGCAGCAGGAAAAUUCCUCCCCAGCCCAGUAAUUGUAAGCUGGCUCUACUUGACCAACAAAAACCACCAUAGGCACUCAACUCUGUUUGUGCCAAUUACCCAGAUCUUCAGGGCUCUGGGACCGACCCCGUGAUGCUGGUGUCCUAACUAAGCCCAUUCCAGCUUUUUCAGGUUGGUAGGAUGAAAAGAGAGGGCAGGUGAUGGCAGCUGUGAAGAAAAGAGGAAAGACUGAAGGCCUCUGAUACAGAGACAUGAAGAGAGGACUGCAUAGGCUGUGCACCUUUGCUCCCGGAUACCCCAUCCUGUCCUUGAACCCUUAGUAAGUAUCCAUCUAGCAACGGUGCCCCCCAACACCUCCACUGGAAGUGCAAGAGAGCACCGGAAGUGAGUGGCCUCCUCCUGCUGAUAGGUACCCAUCUGUUCAACCUGCUGCUCCUGCUCAUGCUCCCUAACUCCUGGUUCCUCACUCUUAGGCAGGCUCCUAAUAUUUACCUUGGGCCUUUGUUGUUUGGCUCUUGUUAUUUGUUAUUUGGAUCAGUUUUUCCUAGUCACCAGUCUCCCCUCAGAUAUCCACAGGGUAUCAUGUAGCUACAGCCCUAGGUAAGAGACCUUGCUUCCUGCCUGUGGGGCAGCCCGAGGGACUCACAGGCCACCCUGAGGCUGCCCAGCCUCUGCUCCAGGACAGUGGGAUUCAGGACUCUCACUUGGGCCACAUUAAAUUGCUCAGGCUCUUGAGGACGUGAAUUUUCCCACUGCAUUAUUCAGUAGGUGUCGUGUCCUGUGCUGCCACAACGCACAGUCUGAGCCUUCCUGCGGGCCUUCCCACAGGCUGCCCUGCGUUAUUGCCUGUUGUGCCCUCUAGGCCUCUGCUAGGCUGUGAACUCCUUGAGGGCCAAGUCUGACUCCUCACUGUGUCCUCUUAGAACAAAUGCUCUCUAUCACAUUUCCCUGUUUAGGACUCUUGAGUCCUCUCUGUCCUCUGACCCAACACAGGGCCUGGCACAGAAUAGACAACAGUGAAGCUAUGCUGAGUUACUAACGGAGUUAGAGACCCUUGGCCUUCAAAGCUAACUGAGAAGGGUAGGGCGAGUUCCCUCCAGGGAGGAGCGUGUCACAUCCCUCUGGAUUGAGAGCACUCUAAACGUGCUGGACGCUCGCUCCAAAUGGGUCUUCUCUGCUGGCCGCUUCCACGUCAGUCAGGGUUUCCUGGGAACGAGCUUUCCUCCGGCUGCCUGGACAUGCCAAGGAAAAACUGAUCCAAAUAACAAGUAGCCCAAACCCAAAGCAAAGCCUUGACUUGGGGUUCUCAUUUCACUGGUAACCCCCUCCCCCCUCUAAUUGGAUUUUCUGGAGCUACCACUCCUCCAGGACUCGGAGGGAGGUGCUGGGGCUCAGCAUGGUCCAUGCAUGUCUUGAUUCUGUGAUACCCCGUGCCACAAGUGCUCUCUGUACUGUGAAAUCUACCAUGACUCCUUGAAACAAGAAAUACGAAUAAAAAGCAUAAUUCUGGUACUACUAGUUUUGUUGUUGUUAAGGAAACCUAGAUUGUAAUCAUUCUUAUAUUUAGUUUAUACCCAACUUUUUUUUUUUUUAUUUGAGGCAUUUUCUUGCUUUUCAUACGAACUUUAGCUCUCAGAAAACAUUAUUAUAAUAAUCCUUUGCACUUGUACACACUGAUAUUUGAACAUAGUGACGGAUUGAGGGCGGCAGUACAGAGGUGACCAUGGCUGGUGUGAUGACACAUUAGCUGUUAAGUGGAGGCACCUGGGUGCACAAAAUCCCUCCCUCUAGCACCAGCCUCAGUGCUUUGUCACCCACGUCUAAUUUCUAUUUUCAAAAAUACCUUGAGAUUACUCUCAAAGUGCAAUUGGAGAAGCCGCAAAUAUUACCUCAAUGAAGUGGGGUAAUAGCUUUUGCUUGACUUCCUUUUGGUUACUUUGGGAGCUUAAGGCAUUACUGAUUCUGCCAAAUGUUUCAACCUAACAAUUCCAGUCCUGUCACUAGGUCAGCUGUCUUUUUUUUUUUAAAAUUGACUAUUGAAAAAGUUUCAAAUGGACAUAUCUUUUGUUGUACCACUGAGAGUCUUAAAAUGACGAAAGAAUGAAGUUGAGAGAACUGCGAAUUUGCCUCUAAAAGUAGUUUUACAAUAAUUCUAGAAUUGUAUUUUAAAAUCCAAUGAUCUUUUUGUGUGUGUUGUGUUAGAUUGCUUAAUGUCUGAGGGACCUCUGGGUUUGAGAGGAAUAUGCACCACUACGUAAAUAUUAGUGCUCUGUUUAUUAAACUCAUAUUCAAUAAAACAUUGAAAAUCUCUCGUGUA